AUGUCUUUACAAGUCCAAGAAACCACGCCUCAAGCUGCACCUAUCAAUGCAUCCGCAUCUACUCAGACCUACGACCUCGUCGUCGUAGGUUUCGGCACCAGUGCACUUUCCCUCGCAACCGCCCUCGCAGACUCAGAAACAGGCCUCAAAGUCCUAUUUCUCGAGGCCAAAGCCAAUUUCUCCUGGACACCAGCAUCAGUACUGCCAGAAAACACAACACGCACAUCCUUCUUGCGAGACUUGAUCACCACACACAACCCUCGCAGCGAAUUCACAUUUGUGAAUUAUCUGUUUGAGAGCAAGCAGUUGGUGCAGUUUGUCAAUUCUUCGCAUAUUGCGCCGUCGAGAUUGGUUAUGGGAAACUAUCUAUCUUGGGUUGCGGAAAGAAUGUUGGAGAGGGGCUGGGUAAGAUACUCGAGUACUGUUACUAGAGUUGUUCCUGUCAAGAAUGGCUCAACUCUGAUCAAUGGUUGGAAAAUCCAUGUUUGUGAUGCUCAAGAAAACACCAGCGUUGUUUCUUCCAAGCGUGUUGUUCUGGCUACUGGGUCGCAACCGAGUAUCCCUGAUGCAUUGUUGGGUGCUAAGGAUAAAGUGUUGCAUACUUCUGAAGUUGCACCUUUGUUGCACAAUCUCAAAGAUCAGGACAUAGCCAUUGUGGGAGAAGACCAAGAAGCAGCUGAACUUCUCGAGCAUUUGCAGAGUGCAGGAGCUUUGCAUCGUGUGAGGGCAACUAUGUUUAUCUCAGACUCUGCAUUGCGACCAGAGGACAACACUUCCUUCACACAAGAUAUUAUCGAUAACUGCCUUCCUGGCGCAACAACAAGCCACUACCCACCCGAAUUGCGUCCUCGCCUAAUCUCUGCCUCUACCAUCCCCAACCACCCAAGAAUCUCCAUCCAAACCAUCGAAACGAUCUACGAAAAUAUGUACGCCCAACGCGUCCUGACUCCCAACCCUAGCGACUGGCGCUUCAACAUCGUCCCCUUGACAGAAGUAACUUCCCUCAUCCCUUACAACAACAAACUCCGCCUCGGCCUCAGAAACACACGUACAAACGCCUCUAGCACCAGUGUCGGUGCUUUUGACGUUAUUAUCUCUGCAGGAGGAUACGUCCACUCGACAUCUCUGCUGCAAGACAUUGAAGCUGCGGGUGUUUUGCAAAACAAGAAGCCGACUGUGGAUGCAGAGUAUAGAGUCUGCUUCCGCAGAAAUGCGGUAGCGAAAGAUACAGGUGUUUGGGUGGUUGGUAGUUUGGAGCAGGGGAGUAGAGAUGAAGGGAUGGGAUAUGCGGUUGAGAGAGGAGCGAGGUUGUUGAAAUCCGUACUUGAUAGCGUGACGAGCACUGUAGAGGAUAGAGCGGAGGUCGCCAUGUUGUAG
This is a messenger RNA of Aureobasidium melanogenum CBS 110374, 1377 nucleotides long. RefSeq lists its product as uncharacterized. NCBI's taxonomy places the organism in Eukaryota, Fungi, Ascomycota, Dothideomycetes, Dothideales, Saccotheciaceae. Gene Ontology annotation, biological process: intracellular iron ion homeostasis. Bases 1 to 1377 code for a protein of 458 amino acids. The record is from RefSeq and is a predicted model, not a curated record. The transcript is spliced from 2 exons.